AUGACAAUUCAAACGCCCCAAGUCCGAAUCGUGGAAGUAGGACCCCGGGAUGGCCUGCAAAAUAUCCGCGAAAAAGUACCCACGCCAACGAAGUUGGCGCUCAUUCAACGUCUUCGUGAUGCCGGAUUACGCACGAUCGAACUUACAUCGGUCGUCUCGCCGCGUGCGAUUCCACAAUUGGCGGAUUGUCGUGACGUACUCGGAAAUUCGUCUGUGAAAGCACUUCUCCAGCAUGAUCAGGCGGGUCUGCGGUUUCCGGUGCUUGUGCCGAAUGUCAAGGGUUUGGAAAUUGCGACACAAUAUGGUGUGAAGGAAAUUGCUGUUUUUAUCAGUGCCACGGAGGGGUUUAGUAAAGCGAAUAUCAAUUGCUCGGUCGAGCAGGGGAUUACGAGGGCUAGGGAAGUUGCUGGGUUGGCGAGAAAGGCUGGUGUUGUUGUGAGAGGAUAUGUAUCUUGUAUCUUUGCCGACCCAUACGAUGGUCCCACUCCUGAAGCUGCCGUUUUGCACUGUGUUACAUCCCUGCUAGACGCAGGCUGCUAUGAAGUCAGUCUCGGGGAUACCCUGGGCGUUGGAUCACCCGCAAACGUGCGCAGUCUUAUCCAAUACCUGACAAGCCACGGAAUUCCCAUGGAAAAGCUGGCUGGCCACUUCCAUGAUACAUACGGGCAAGCCGUAGCCAAUAUCUGGGAGGCAUACAGCUGCGGAAUGCGAGUAUUCGACAGUAGCGUCAGUGGACUAGGCGGCUGUCCCUUCGCGCCAGGUGCAAAGGGUAACGUCGCCUCUGAAGACUUGGUGUACAUGUUCCAGAACGCUGGAAUCAGCACAGGCGUGGAUCUAGCCAAGCUAGUCCAGACAGGUGAAUGGAUAUCCCAGCAACUCUCCCAGUCCAACUCUAGUCGAGCCGGGAAAGCUCUGUCCAUCAAGUCGCAGCCCAAGAAGAACUCAUCACCCACAAACAUCAAAUCUCCCAAUUCUAGCGCCAAAAACACACCAUUCCUAGAAUGGACCCUGAUCUCCUCCCCUGAAGGCCUGCACAUUCACCGCAACGGCUCAAACCUCAAAAUAACCCUCAACCGCCCCAAAAACGGCAACACCCUGACAUCCACCAUGCUCACAACCCUAACCGAAACAAUUCAAACCGCCAACUCCGACUCCCUCACAACCCGCAUAAUCAUAACCGCCACCGGCCGCUUCUUCUGUACAGGAAUGGAUCUCGGCAAGGGAACUUCACCCGUCGCACAAGGUGGUUCCGCAUCAGACACACAAUUCAACCGCCUCACAGCGCUCUUCGAAGCCAUCGAUACUUCGCCCAAGGUUACCAUUGCGGCCAUGAAUGGGCCCGCAUUUGGUGGGGGUGUCGGUCUUGCGUUUGCGUGUGACAUACGUCUUUGUACGUCCACUGCAGGAUGUACACUCAGUGAAGUUAAAUUGGGACUUGCUCCGGCGACUAUUUCGAAGUAUGUCGUGAGGGAGUGGGGUGUUUCGUUUGCGAGGGAGGCGAUGUUAUCUGCUAGGAGUAUUGGGGCGGAGGAGUUGGCUGCGAGGGGGUUGGUCAGUGGCGUGGGGGAGUUAGAAGGGUUGUUGGAUGCGUUGUUGAUUAGGUUGAAGGGUUGUUCGCCGGGAGGGUCAAGGAUGUCGAAGGAGUUGGUUAAGUUGGCGUGGGUGCAUGGGGGGCGGGAAGGUCAGGUUAGUGGGAUUAAGGGGGUCUUUGAUGAGAUGAUGAGGGCGGAUGGGGAGGGAGCGGUUGGAUUGAAAGAGUUUCAGGCGGGGAGGAAGAUGGAUUGGGAUGCUUUUGUCCUUGGGCAGGGUCAGGCGAAGGCGAAAUUGUAG
This is a messenger RNA of Penicillium subrubescens, 1830 nucleotides long. Its product is annotated as aldolase. The record is from RefSeq and is a predicted model, not a curated record. NCBI's taxonomy places the organism in Eukaryota, Fungi, Ascomycota, Eurotiomycetes, Eurotiales, Aspergillaceae. Bases 1 to 1830 code for a protein of 609 amino acids. Gene Ontology annotation, molecular function: hydroxymethylglutaryl-CoA lyase activity. The transcript is spliced from 2 exons. Gene Ontology annotation, biological process: L-leucine catabolic process; ketone body biosynthetic process.